Acanthamoeba castellanii str. Neff is the source of this 870-nucleotide messenger RNA. RefSeq lists its product as uncharacterized. The transcript is spliced from 5 exons. The record is from RefSeq and is a predicted model, not a curated record. Bases 1 to 870 code for a protein of 289 amino acids. Lineage: Eukaryota; Discosea; Longamoebia; Acanthamoebidae.
AUGGAGAACCCACAAGAGGAAAAGGUGGCGAAGGAGGUGCAGAAGGAGGAGGAGGAAGAAGAGGAGGAGCCUGCUAACUUUUUCGAGAUUUUCGAUGCGGAGCACCAAUACGAUCACACCACGUUCAUCUUUGAUGGCAAGGAGAUCAAAAUCGAGAGCCUUGGUGAUUUUGUGCAGAACACUCAUCUGCUGGGCCAAAUGGUGUGGCCCAACGCCCAAAUCUUGGGCCACUGGAUGGUGCUGAACAAGGACCUCUUCAAGGACAAGACCGUCCUCGAGCUCGGCGCUGGGCCGGGCCUGAACGGCAUCCUUGCGUCUGUGUACUGCAAGCGGGUGGUGAUGACCGACUACCACGACAAGGUGGUGGACCUUCUCCAGCGCAACAUCCAGCUCAACUCCCACCUGGGCACCGACAUGCAGGCGGCCAAGCUGACGUGGGGCGAGGGCGUGGUCGAGUUCAACCAGCAGUACGGCCCGUUCGACAUCAUCAUCGGCUCCGGCUGCGUGUAUGAGAGCGAGUGCAUUCCGCUGCUGCUGGCGACGGCGCACUAUCUGCUGCCGGUCAACGACACGGACUACAACGAAGACGACCUGAGCAAGAACGAGGGUGGGCGGCUGGUGCUGUCGACCAACAACUACCGGUACGAGAGGCGGAAGGAGCAGUUCGAGGGCAUCACCCAGAAGCUGGGCCUGCGGCAGCAGUUCAUGGACAUGCGCAAGCUGCUCGCCUUCGCCGAGCAGGAGAAGGCCAAGGACCCGCGCGUGGCCGUGCAAAAGGACGAGUUCGACCUCAUCCACGUCUGCACCCUCUCCCGACCCUCCACCGCCGUCCCUCCCACCAUCGGCUCCUCCGCUCCUUCUUCUUCUUGA